ACAAAAAGUCCAAGUCCCAAAUGAAAAACAUAAUAAUUUACAAAAUUUAAUACUUCACCUAAACUUCAACUACUCCUCACAAUCAUCAAAUUAAUCACCUGCCAAGCUGCUACCCAUUCAAUCAUCUAAAAAAACAAUGAGCCAAAUAGAGGCAGAGCAAGCUAAAUUAAUGACAAAAACAGAGCAAAUAGUAGUUGUGAGAAAAUGGGGAAUUGGAUUGAGCUUUCAUUCCCUCAUAGCUCUCUUCAUUGCAGCCUGUAUAAUUACUGGGUUUUUUCUAACAAAAGAUAGCAAACAGAUGGUAGAAGAAGAUCAGAAAAGUUCACAAAACGACUGCGAUUUGUUUUCGGGGAAAUGGGUUUUUGAUGACAAGUCAUAUCCUCUGUACACAGAGAAGAAUUGUUCAUUCAUGCUUGAUGAUUUUGCUUGUGAGAAGUUUGGGAGGAAGGACUUGAAGUAUCAGCAAUGGAGAUGGCAACCUCAUGAUUGUGAUCUUCCAAGGUUCAAUGCCACAGCUUUGUUGGAGAAGCUGAGAGGGAAGAGGCUUGUCUUCGUCGGAGAUUCGCUGAAUAGGAAUCAAUGGGUUUCAUUGGUGUGCUUGGUCGAGUCCUCAAUCCCUGCACCGCUCAAGUCCAGGGACAGGCUCUUCAAUGGCUCUUUGUUCACCUUCAAAGCUAUUGAAUACAAUGCCUCAAUUGAUUUCUACUGGGCUCCAUUUCUGGUUGAAUCCAACUGCGAUGACCCGUUCCACCACCGUGUCCAAUACCGGAUUGUCAGAAUUCAAGCCAUUGAAAAGCAUGCCAGACACUGGACCGAUGCAGAUAUACUUGUCUUUGAUUCUUACAUCUGGUGGCUGGAGGACACAAUCAAAGUCUUGUGGGAAUCAUCAGAGAAUGGGAAUGCAACAUUGGAACAAGUAGAGAUGGUAAGAAGAUAUGAUAUGGGUUUGAAGACUUGGGCAGAUUGGUUGGAGAAGCAUGUCAAUCAUACCACCACCAAAUUGUUCUUUGUUAGCAUGUCUCCCAGUCAUCUUCGGGGUGAAGAAUGGGGCAUGGAAGCAAAUCAAAAUUGUUACAAUGAAACAGAGCCAAUUUUCAAAGAGGGGUAUUGGGGAAGCUUAUCAAAGCCCAAAAUGAUGCAAGCAAUGGAAGCAACAAUAGACAAAUUGAAAAUGAGAGGUGUGAAAGUUGAUAUUCUCAACAUAACACAACUUUCGGAGUAUCGAAAAGAUGCUCAUCCAUCUAUUUACAGAAGGCAAUGGGUGCCUUUAACUGAAGAACAAUUUUCAAAGCCUCCGAGUUUUUCAGAUUGUGGACAUUGGUGUCUUCCAGGAGUUCCUGAUGUUUGGAAUGAGCUCCUCUAUGCUUAUCUUUUUUAUUUCUAAAUACUUUUGUUAUUUUUUUAUUUAUUUUUAUUUUUAUUUUUAUUUUUUGGGUGAGAAAUUUGUAAGUAAAUUGGAAAAUGAGAUUACACACACAAACCCGCUAUUUUUUGCUAGAAACUGUAGAAGUUACUAUGCUCAUAUAGAUUGUAUAAAAAAAUUAACUUUUUUUAA
Molecule: messenger RNA, 1555 nt
Organism: Camellia sinensis
Lineage: Eukaryota; Viridiplantae; Streptophyta; Magnoliopsida; Ericales; Theaceae
Product: protein trichome birefringence-like 34
Cellular component (GO): Golgi apparatus
Molecular function (GO): O-acetyltransferase activity
Source: RefSeq, a predicted model, not a curated record